AUGAAUAUAUGUUGCAGAGAUACAUCAGUCGUACCUUUGGCCAGAAAUUUAAGUGCGUCCCUUGAAGAUGAAAGGGAUUUGACAGAUGAUGUUCUAGAAAACAGCGAGUGUCACAAUGGAGAAGAUAGCACAGUGAUAUCUGAGGCUGGUUCUCACAAAUCUGAUAAUUUGGACUGUCACUCAGCCUUGAAAGAUACAAAAGAUGCAUUUCCUAAUGAGAAGACUGAUGAGCCUGAAGGUGAAGACAAGCUGGGAGAUAUUCCUAAUGGAAUCUUAGAUCCAAAGGGAUCUGAUAAUAUUGCUGUCUCUGAAGACUCAUACGAGAUUGACAACUUGACCGAGGAAUUGAUAGCUGAGAACAACGGGGGCUCUCAUGCUGAUGAGACAAAUUCAAUAGACAUAUUGGUUGCUGAUACCAUUGAGGAUAUUUCUGAAAAGGUCUUGGAUCAUUCUUCAUCUGCAGAAUUUAUGGAGCCAAUAGAAGGGAGUGCAGAAGAAUAUGCGAAUCACGCUCCACAGGAAAUUGAAUGCCAGAAGUUAGUUGGCAAAGAUUGUGAUACCAAUGCAGUACAUGAUGCUCUAGCCAAACUUCCCAAAGCUGAAGGGGAUGUCGAUGGCAAAGCAUCCCAAAAUGUUUCAGUUCUCCCCAAAGGUUAUAUGGUUUCAUCAGAAAAAAUGGAAAAUGAAGAUGAUGAUCCAAAUGAAAUUGUUCCUGAGUCAAAUAUUGUUGAUGCAUUCCUCGGUGAUUCAGACAUUGACGAUGACACCGGAUCUGACAACAAUUCUUUAGCUGAUGAACUACAAGAGGAAGUUUCAUGUGAACAAAAAGGCAUUUCUAUUCCAACAGCCGCCUAUAGCUCUGAGGAUCCAAUGACUAGUAAUAUGGUGGAUGAAGAAGCCUUGGUUGAAGUAAAUGUAGCUGAUGAACUACAAGAGGAAGUUUCAUGUGAACAAAAAGGCAUUUCUAUUCCAACAGCCGCCUAUAGCUCUGAGGAUCCAAUGACUAGUAAUAUGGUGGAUGAAGAAGCAUUGGUUGAAGUAAAUGUAGCUGAUGCUGAAAUAAUCCAUGUGAGUUCAUUUCAUAAUGCUUUCCAAUCGGUUAUGGAUGAUAUCCCAGUUCACAAGAUGCUAGAUUAUGGUGAUGCAGAAGCAUUGGUUGAUGUCUGUGUUAAGUCAGAACCAAUGACUAGUAAUAUGGUGGAUGAAGAAGCAUUGGUUGAUGUAAAUAUAGCUGAUGCUGAAAUAAUCCAUGUGAGUUCAUUCCACAAUGCUCUCCAAUCUGUUGUGGAUGAUAUGGAGGAUGGAGAAGCAUUGGUUGAUGUAAAUGUAGCUGAUGCUGAAAUAAUCAAUGUGAGUUCAUUCCAUAAUGCUUUCCAAUCUGUUAUGGAUGAUAUCCCAGUUCACAAGAUGCUAGAUUGUGGUGAUGCAAAAGCAUUGGUUGAUGUCUGUGUAAAGUCAGAACCAAUGACUGGUAAUAUGGUGGAUGAAGAAGCAUUGGUUGAUGUAAAUGUAGCUGAUGCUGAAAUAAUCCAUGUGAGUUCAUUCCAUAAUGCUCUCCAAUCUGUUAUGGAUGAUAUCCCAGUUCACAAGAUGCUAGAUUAUGGUGAUGCAGAAGCAUUGGUUGAUGUCUGUGUAAAGUCAGAACCAAUGACUAGUAAUAUGGUGGAUGCAGAAGCAUUGGUUGAUGUCUGUGUAAAGUCAGAAGUUAUGGAUGAUAUCCCAGUUCACAAGAUGCUAGAUUGUGGUGAUGCAAAAGCAUUGGUUGAUGUCUGUGUAAAGUCAGAACCAAUGACUGGUAAUAUGGUGGAUGAAGAAGCAUUGGUUGAUGUAAAUGUAGCUGAUGCUGAAAUAAUCCAUGUGAGUUCAUUCCAUAAUGCUCUCCAAUCUGUUAUGGAUGAUAUCCCAGUUCACAAGAUGCUAGAUUAUGGUGAUGCAGAAGCAUUGGUUGAUGUCUGUGUAAAGUCAGAACCAAUGACUAGUAAUAUGGUGGAUGCAGAAGCAUUGGUUGAUGUCUGUGUAAAGUCAGAAGUUAUGGAUGAUAUCCCAGUUCACAAGAUGCUAGAUUAUGGUGAUGCAGAAGCAUUGGUUGAUGUCUGUGUAAAGUCAGAACCAAUGACUAGUAAUAUGGUGGAUGAAGAAGCAUUGGUUGACGUAAAUGUAGCUGAUGCUGAAAUAAUCCAAGUGAGUUCAUUCCACAAUGCUUUCCAAUCUGUUGUGGAUGAUAUGGAGGAUGGCGAAGCAUUGGUUCAUUUAAAUGUAGCUGAUGCUGAAAUAAUCAAUGUGAGUUCAUUCCAUAAUGCUCUCCAAUCUGUUAUGGAUGAUAUCCCAGUUCACAAGAUGCUAGAUUAUGGCGAUGCAGAAGCAUUGGUUGAUGUCUGUGUAAAGUCAGAACCAAUGACUGGAAAUAUGGUGGAUGAAGAAGCAUUGGUUGAUGUAAAUGUAGCUGAUGCUGACAUAAUCCAUGUGAGUUCAUUCCACAAUGCCCUCCAAUCUGUUGAGGAUGAUAUCCCAGUUCACAAGAUGCUAGAUUAUGGUGAUGCAGAAGCAUUGGUUGCUGUCCGUGUAAAGCCAGUGGAGGAAUUUGCAGAGGCCGCCCAGGAAAUCCUUCCAGAGGAGAAGACUCCCACCGCUGCAAAGCCAAGGACUCGUUGCCCUUCUCUUUUCCCAAACAGUGCGAUUACAACCUCAAUGCCAUUGUCACCAUUGACAGCUCAAUUUUCUCAGCUAACUCGUUUCACACCAAGGAAAUCUUCAAGCAAGAAACAGACAACAAUUCCAAAGGUGACACAAGUUUCAGAUAACAACAAUAAGGAGAACAUUGACAAAAACAACAGUGCAAAAGAGGUGACGGAGCCUAGUCUGGGAAAGAUGAAGAAAAACAAGAAUAUCGUUGAUGAGGAAACCAUGCAGCAAUUGGAAAGUAUGAGUCUAAGGAAUCUAAAGAAGCUGACCAAGAAGUUUGACAAACUACAGAUCACUGGCAAUAUGAAGAACAAAGAAGAUAAGAAUGACAGUAAGGCAUUUGGGGAGACAAUACCAGCCUUGCAAACACUGCCACAGAACUGAAUGCGCACUGAAGAAGCAGAGAAGCAAAACUGAAACAAGUAUAGAA
This is a messenger RNA of Durio zibethinus, 3112 nucleotides long. RefSeq lists its product as uncharacterized. The record is from RefSeq and is a predicted model, not a curated record. NCBI's taxonomy places the organism in Eukaryota, Viridiplantae, Streptophyta, Magnoliopsida, Malvales, Malvaceae.